Molecule: messenger RNA, 849 nt
Organism: Penicillium canescens
Lineage: Eukaryota; Fungi; Ascomycota; Eurotiomycetes; Eurotiales; Aspergillaceae
Exons: 6
Coding region: 1-849 (282 amino acids)
Source: RefSeq, a predicted model, not a curated record
AUGCUAAGUCUAUUUAUUCUACUACUGCAUUUGGGUGUUCGCAUCGCGCAUGGCUAUCCUAGCACUGCACACCAGCAAAGUGCCGAAACCGCACCGUCCCUAUUCCUCAAGACUCUCAGUGAAAGCAAUGAAACCGUCUUUAUUCCUUAUAAAUCCCUUGAUUAUGGACAGUGGAAACCUGACAGCACUGUCUAUGACGGUGUUCCUAUGGUUGAGAAGCAUGCUGUUGUUGAUGGCAAAAACUUGACAUACCAGGACUUCGAUAUACCUGCACUCACAACAGAGCAGGUUAGGAAGUAUCUGAUGUCGACUCCAGAGUUUUUUAAUAGCCAUGGGAAACAAUCUUACACACUUGAAGACGUUGAGAAAUACAGUCGUUAUGCCAAAAGAAUUUUACCUCACACCACGGAUGUUGAGUGCUCUAUAACAAAGAGCGUCUCCGUUACUUCCGCGUCAGGGGUCAACAUUGGCGGCAGUGACAAUAUUCCCGGGUUGGGGAAAGGGUGGACGGGCGCACUAACAAAAUUCCUAAGCACCUUCGGACUAUCAACUUCUCACAAUUCAGACACCGUUACAACCAGUAUUUCCUAUUCCGGCACUUGUGGGCCACAUAAUGUCUGCUUUCUCUGGGAGAGACCACAUUUCACCGUUGAACAAGGAGUCAUUACUACUCAGGAGUUUGAUAUCGCUACCAAUAAGGCUUGCGGCUCUCCAUCUGUGACGCCAUUUGAGGCCCAUAUAAUGCAUGAGGAUAGCGAUGCUGGAGGCGCUGGUAUGUACCUCUCCAUCUCAUCAGUUCCUAUGUUCUGUUUCACCUGCUUUGUCUUCCCUGCUCUGCUACGUCAUUGA